Truncatella angustata is the source of this 2001-nucleotide messenger RNA. RefSeq lists its product as uncharacterized. The record is from RefSeq and is a predicted model, not a curated record. The coding region runs from base 1 to 2001 and encodes 666 amino acids. NCBI's taxonomy places the organism in Eukaryota, Fungi, Ascomycota, Sordariomycetes, Amphisphaeriales, Sporocadaceae. Gene Ontology annotation, molecular function: zinc ion binding; DNA-binding transcription factor activity, RNA polymerase II-specific. The transcript has a single exon. Gene Ontology annotation, biological process: regulation of DNA-templated transcription.
AUGUCGGGUUACAAUAAUGGAGACUCGGAGGACUUUAACUUCGAUGCCUUCUUCGCAUCACAACUCUGGCAGCAGUACCCAGAGGCGGCUCCCGAGGCUACUGCACAGCACCAGUCACAGCGAAUGGGAGACCUCCAGGUCCCUCAGAUGACAGAUGCUGUUGCCCCUUCGGUAGACGCGUGGUACGCAUCACAACCCGCGGGCCACUUACAGGUCCCACAGGCAAAUAGUGCCGGAGGAUACGUCCACCCUAGCACUGUCUCGUCUCACUAUGUCCAUAUGCCUCGAGGCAUGGGACACUACAUGGGCGAAUCGCAGAUCUCGGGCUUUGGCUCCUAUCCAAAUCCCGCUCUCAUCAACACUCCUAUGGAGUAUCUUCCACCAGCACCAUUGGGCAUGGCACAGACAUAUCCGGCCCAGGGGCUUGUCCCAGCAUCCUCGUUCAACGAUGCGUAUGCUCGUGCACAAGUCGUCCAGAACCCUCUCAUCAAUUUUAGGGGUUUAGAUUGGCAGGCCGCAGCACAGCCUGUCAGUUAUGACGACUACCCUUUUGGUGUGGAGGAGGACCUAGGCCCGUUGUCUGGAUUUUUCGCUUCGGCGGCCGGCCACAGCGGACAGCAGAAUACCGGCGAAGAUUUAGAGUGGGCGCAGUCAGAAGUCACCACCCCACGUCUUACCAGCGCUGCGGUGGUUCUCGGCCCGGUACAGCACCGAGUACCUUCGGUCGCAAACCCAUCAGUGCCACAGAGUGCCGGGUUGCAGCGUAGCAAGGGCGAGAAGAGGAAGCGGGAGGAGCCCGAAGAAUCUUCACCCACAUACACCGAUCCCUUGGCCCUAACAUCUCCGUCUGAAUCGCCAGAUGGCACGCAAGGCCAACUCAAGAAGAGGAAGGUUGGCCGCAAGGCUUGCCAAGCAUGCAGAAGGAGUAAAACUGCAUGCUCAAGCGAGGAACAGUGCCCGGCGUGCGUGAAGAAGGGUAUACCAUGUCUUCGCGACGGCAGAGACGGACGAUCCAACGAGGCCGUCUUGGGGGAUCUGGAAGAGUCUGUCCGUUCAAACGGGUUGAAGUUCCAGCCACUUCUGAAGGCACUCUGCCUUCUACACUCCGGAUUCAAGCACUGCGAGCGCGGGGUACGCGCUCGUGAGGCGUCAGCAUAUGGGGUUCAGCAAUGGGUGGAUAGGCUCGGCGCGCUUUUUCCAGACAUGGGGCUCUGUUAUGACCUGCUUGUUCCAUUACCUGAGAGUGCUGGCGCGAUUUUGGAUGCUGCCAGAGAAGUGAUGGCUCAGAUUGGCGACACAUCGGACAUGGAUCGGGCGCAGAAGCCGGUCCAUCGUCCGCUGAUUGCCGCUAAGAGUCGCUUCGAAGAGCGCGCAGCCAAUUACAUCAGCGGCCUAAGCAAGGCCAUCGAUCGCGCCAGGCGCAUGGGGGACUCUGCUGAACGGGACGAGCUGGUUCGCUUGCAUGUCGGACGAGAUGCACUCGCCACGGCCAUGAGCUAUUACCAAGGUGGAGCUGAUAGCCAUGGUCCUCAUCAUCAGACCGACAUCCGGCAAGCUGUGGCGACAGAACCCGCGGCAUACCGCACUCCCGCGUCUCUCGAAACGCUGUCUCCGCCUGCCGCAACCGAAGGGCUAAGCGAUGGUGAUGGCGAGACGGUUGACGAUCUCACUGGCCUGGAGGAUGAGUUGCUGAUGGCCCUGGAGGCAGAUGAGGACGAUGCCGAUGUCGAUGUCGACGACAUUGACAGCCUCUUCGACGCUGAAGCUGUGACGACAGAACCUGUGGCGUACCGCACCCCCGAGUCUCUCGAACCGGUAUCUCCAUCUGCCGUAACCGAAAGGCUAGGCGAUGGCGAGAACGCAGGCGACGAUCUCACUGGCCUGGCGGAUGAGUUGCUGAUGGCCCUGGAGGCUGAUGAGGACGAUGCCGAUGUCGAUGUCGACGACAUUGACAGCCUCUUCGACGCCGAAGCUGUGUUUGAUGACGCAUCAAUACCCUAA